Silurus meridionalis is the source of this 2494-nucleotide messenger RNA. RefSeq names its product 6-phosphofructo-2-kinase/fructose-2,6-biphosphatase 3 (gene pfkfb3). The transcript has 17 exons. Gene Ontology annotation, cellular component: cytosol. Gene Ontology annotation, biological process: fructose metabolic process; fructose 2,6-bisphosphate metabolic process. Bases 182 to 1792 code for a protein of 536 amino acids. Gene Ontology annotation, molecular function: ATP binding; fructose-2,6-bisphosphate 2-phosphatase activity; 6-phosphofructo-2-kinase activity. The record is from RefSeq and is a predicted model, not a curated record. Lineage: Eukaryota; Metazoa; Chordata; Actinopteri; Siluriformes; Siluridae.
AGGAGAAGAGGUUUAAAACAGCUCGCACCUGCCGGCUCCGGAGUUCAGUGUGAACAGGAUCGUGUUUUGAAAGAGAAUACGGGUUUGAUCAUAUUUUAGAUUUCAUUUUCGUCUUCUGAAAAAGAGUGAAAGAUCGAAUAAGCUGUGCUUUGGGUUUUCUUACCGCUGAUAUUUACAAGAGAUGACAAGAGAACUAACACAAACUAGGAUCCAGAAGAUCUGGGUUCCAUCCAAGGAGGAGAAACCCACAGUGCCUCGGAAAUCUGGUGGAGGCCCUCACCUGGCCAACUCCCCCUUGGUCAUAGUGAUGGUUGGUCUGCCUGCCAGGGGCAAAACAUACAUUUCAAGAAAACUCACUCGCUACCUCAACUGGAUCGGCAUCCCAACAAAAGUCUUCAACGUUGGGGAGUAUCGCAGAGAGACAGUAAAGAACUACAGCUCAUAUGACUUUUUCAAAUCAGACAACAAGGAGGCAGUGAAAAUAAGAGAAAAAUGUGCCUUAGCUGCUCUCCAAGAUGUCAAGCUGUACCUCAAUGAGCUGGGUGGACAAGUUGCUGUUUUUGAUGCAACAAACACAACCAGAGAAAGAAGAGAGAUGAUUCUGGGGUUUGGUGCUGAGAACAGCUUCAAGGUUUUCUUCAUUGAGUCUGUAUGUGAUGAUCCAGACGUCAUUGCUACCAACAUCAUGGAAGUGAAGGUCUCCUGUCCUGACUACCAAGACUGCAACAAAACAGACGCUGUGGAAGAUUUUCAGAAGAGAAUCGAGUGUUACAGAGUGAACUAUCAGCCUCUGGACCCUGAUGAUUAUGACAGGAACUUGUCCUUUAUCAAAGUGAUCGACGUCGGCCGCAGAUUCCUGGUGAACAGCAUCCAGGAUCACAUCCAGAGCCGCAUUGUCUACUACCUAAUGAACAUCCAUGUCCAGCCACGCUCCAUCUACCUGUGUAGACAUGGAGAGAGUCAACAUAACCUGCAGGGCCGAUUGGGAGGAGACUCUGGCCUCUCUACUCGUGGUAGAAAGUUCGCCGGAGCUCUGGCUAAGUUUGUCGAGGAGCAGAAUCUUAAGAACCUGAAGGUUUGGACAAGCCAGCUAAAGCGAAGCAUUCAGACAGCUGAGGCGCUGAACAUGCCAUAUGAGCAGUGGAAAGCCCUGAACGAGAUCGAUGCAGGUGUGUGUGAAGAAAUUACAUAUGAGGAAAUGCGUGAGCGAUACCCUGAAGAGUUCGCACUCAGAGACCAGGACAAGUAUUAUUACCGCUACCCUACUGGGGAGUCCUACCAGGACCUGGUACAGCGUGUGGAGCCAGUGAUCAUGGAGCUCGAGAGACAGGAGAAUGUCCUAGUCAUCUGUCACCAAGCUGUCAUGCGCUGCCUCCUUGCCUAUUUCCUAGACAAGAGUGCUGAUGAGAUGCCGUACCUAAAGUGUCCACUUCAUACCAUAUUGAAGCUGACCCCAGUGGCCUAUGGAUGUAAAGUGGAGUCUAUCUCGUUAAACAUCGAAGCAGUAAACACACACCGAGACAGACCUGAGGAGAUGAAGAGAAGUCAAGGCACUCUGAUUCGGAGGAACAGCGUGACUCCUCUCACGAGUCACGAACCCACUAAGAAGCCUCGCAUGGAUAGCCUGGACGACUCGGCCAUCCCGGAGCUCAGUCCAGCGCCAAUGAGUUUCUGCGCCAGCGCAAACAACUCUCUUUCACUGUCCACACAGCACUGGCUUGGCCUAGCUUGUCUACGCACCGUGUUCCACUACCUGACAGGCAUGACCGUGUUGCUGUUUCAGAGGAACUGAAUCACCACAUCACAGAGAAUCAUGACUUUGCCCAGCUCUGCCAGUGAGUUGGAAGAUCUCUGACUUCAUUAUGAUGGAAGUUAACUAAACCAAAAACUUACAAUGGACCAGUUGAGUCCUUUUUUUUGUCAAGGACAAAAUGAGCACUAAGGGUCUUUCACCUUCAACGAGGAUAAAAAAAGCACCUGUGUGUGUGUGUUUGUAUCUGUGUGUGUGCAGAUAAUGUACACUUUGCCUCAUGUCAGGCAACCAAUACUAAGUUCUUUACGGCAUUUUUAUCUUAUGAUGUCGUAUGUUUUUUUUUUUUUUUUAAUGAUCUCCUGAAUACUGCUGCUGGCUUUAGGGAAAAAAAUAGUUUGUUGUUAAUGUUAGUUUUUCAUUUAUCUGUUGAGUGUGUGAAUGAUGGAAUGUGUGUUUGAUAAGCAAGAAAUGUUCUGAUGAUGAGAGGUGUCUGCACGAUUGAGAACACCAUUAUGUGUAUUUAAAUGGAAUUUAUUUGUAUUGACAGGGUAUUUAUAGUUGUUUAUUAUGAAGGAGAAAAGAUGAUUUUCCUUUGUGCUUGAUGAAUGACUGAACAAAUUCCGUAGAGUGCCUAGUGCUUCGGCUUUAAGGCCGACAACUAUUUUUCGGUACUAUAGAUCUAAGAACAUAUAUAUAUAUAUAUGUAUGUAUGUAUAUAUAUAUAUGUGUGUGUGUGUGUGU